Messenger RNA from Effrenium voratum, 639 nucleotides. NCBI's taxonomy places the organism in Eukaryota, Dinophyceae, Suessiales, Symbiodiniaceae. The record is from the annotation of a GenBank genome assembly.
AUGCUCUCCAUCGGUGUAGGCAUCCUGGGCAUGGACUUCCGUGUGUCUCUGGUGGUGAUCGCCACCUUGGUGGUCACGGAGCGGCCCUUGGCCACUGGCUCCAAGGACCUGGUCUGGGAACUUCCGCCCAACUUUGACACGACGCGCUGCACAAGCAGCGGUCCCUUCAGCCUUGUGACAGCGACGACCAAGCAAGGAUGGAAGUUCAUCUACACUCACAUCCUCACCAAGAAGUACCUGCAGCACGCAGAGGCUCAGCUCCAUCAGUACUUCGAGGAUCACAAACACGAGCUCACGGCAUUUCAAAGGCUAGACCUGCUACGAGAGCCACGCCCAGAGUGCGAGCGGGUUGUCCUGCACAAUGCUAUGCUCACGCUCUUCCCCACCUUCUCAAUGGCCGCACUGGAUCUCUAUGAAACCUUCGCGCGAAUGUUGGAGGAGUUGGCAGAGAAGCCCGAAAAGGAUUUGCUAACCGUUAUGCUUGGCGAGCUGCAGAUGUUCAUGAGGACGGCGGUUUGGUGGGUCGGCUCUGGUCCAACCUGCCCAGCACCCUCACGGAGAUCGCGGCAACCCUUCAGAUGCGCCAGGAGUCCAGGAAGCUGUGGAUCACCGAGAGCAUCGUCUUCCGGGGCAAGCUGA